Molecule: messenger RNA, 1451 nt
Organism: Conger conger (European conger)
Lineage: Eukaryota; Metazoa; Chordata; Actinopteri; Anguilliformes; Congridae
Exons: 6
Coding region: 3-938 (311 amino acids)
Source: RefSeq, a predicted model, not a curated record
UGAUGAUGAUGAUGAUGGUGAUGAUUACACCUGCACUCACUUUCAGUGGGUUCGCAGUCGAGCCGACAAGCCUGCCUUCCUCCGUGCUCUUUGAAAGCGGGGCGCCUGUAAUGCUGGAGGGGGACCCUGUACAAAUGUCCUGUCCAUCCUUACAAUCCAAUUAUUCUUUGAUCUAUCGCUGGAGCUUCCGUAACUGGUCAUCAGGCCUGGACAGCACCAUUGGAUCCAAUCAGACCCUGCCCGUGAAGACUGCCAUGCCGGAGGACUCUGGGCACUACAACUGCACAGUUUCUGAGAUUGGAAUUGUCCCCUGGAGUUCGGUGUUUUCCACUGAUCUGACGGUGGUCGAGCGGCUCUCUGCAUCGUUGGUGGUCGUGGGCUUCCAGGGUUUAGUGGUGAUUGAGGGGAGUGGCCUCGUGACCUUGAAGUGCGUGACCUCCUCCGGCCCCUCCCCCGUGAGCUGGAGCUGGUACAGGCUGGCCGGGGUGGGGCUUCGGCUGGUGGAGGUGGGGCAGGAGCAGGAGCUGAGUCUGGGGAGGACAGCGGACAGUGGGGAGUAUCUGUGCCGAGCUGAAACCUCCACCCUGGGCCUCACACAAAUAGACCACAGUGACUCUCACCAGGUGGACAUCAUCCCUUUGCCAGUGGGGCUCCCAGUGGGCAUAGCUGCCCUUGUCCUGGUCUUCCUCUGCUUACUGCUCCUGGUCCUGGUGGCUGCGUGGCUCUUCAUCCAGAGAGAGAGGGAGACUGCAGCUCUCCACAAGCAGGCCAACGGCUCCCCUGCCAAAGGACACCCUGGGCCUGGAAUGGAAUUGAAGGAGGACUCCAAGACAGUGGAGGACGAGGUCUACAUGAACUGCGAGACGUCAGGGGAGGGCUACACCGACCUGAACCACGACGAGAUAUCAGAGGACAACACCUACGACUGUCUGUCCUGACCAUAUCCCCAGAGGAAGCCCAGACACUCCUGCCUGCUGAUCAACGCCUCUGAUCACUCAAAACGCUCUUCAUCUGCCAAUCUGGCAACCCUGGGAGGGGUUACAAGGUUUGCCAGGUUGCUAAAAAAAAUCCCUGCCAGCAUUGGCAGAUUGAGGUUGUUUCUCUGUGCUUUCUAACUGAGUAGUGUCAAGAUGCAAGCUUUACAGAAUAAACUGCUUCUUGGAAAGCACACCGAAAGGCCUAGUCAUUGUGUUGCUUCUCUUUUCUCUUGCCCUGUUCAAAAGUCACUGACCUUGCAUGGGUUUGUGUGUCUGUUUGUUUGUUUUUACUGUCCAUACUUACUCAGAUAUUUCUGCAUAACCUGAUGAGAAUUUGCCCACUCCUACUGAUGAGCUAUGAUUGCUCCUGUAGACGUUCAGGGGCACUAGCAAUGAUCAUAGCUUAGCAUUGUUUCUUAGCUUAAUAUUGUUAAUUUUAGCUUUACAUUGUUUAUCUUAGUUUAAUAUUGUUUA